AUGCAACCUUUGGACAACCCCGUCACUCUAUUUUCAAGUAACAAUCUUCACGUCGGUAGCCCAUUAAUUCUUACCGCCCCUGACGAUGAAUCUUCUGCUAACCGCAUUCAAAUAUGGUACCUAAUACCGCGAUUUCUAGCCGAUUCUAUCCCCCCGCCAGAUUUGACACAGGAGACGCCAGCUUACAGCUUUGAUUAG
Molecule: messenger RNA, 198 nt
Organism: Plasmopara halstedii
Lineage: Eukaryota; Oomycota; Peronosporomycetes; Peronosporales; Peronosporaceae
Exons: 2
Coding region: 1-198 (65 amino acids)
Source: RefSeq, a predicted model, not a curated record